Messenger RNA from Gastrolobium bilobum, 2515 nucleotides. Its product is annotated as sucrose nonfermenting 4-like protein. NCBI's taxonomy places the organism in Eukaryota, Viridiplantae, Streptophyta, Magnoliopsida, Fabales, Fabaceae. The transcript is spliced from 13 exons. The record is from RefSeq and is a predicted model, not a curated record. Bases 672 to 2120 code for a protein of 482 amino acids.
ACUGAUUAUUCAGUAACAGCUUCCAAAUUCAUUGACCCUUUUCCUUUUUUUAUUUUUAGAUUUAAUUUUUGUUUAUUUGGCUUCAGUGAUAAAUUUUCAGCAUCUAUUUCAAGGUUUCGUCUUUUUUUAUGAUUGGAUUCUUUCGUAGUUCUCACCCAUCUCGAUUUUCCCAACUUGUUUCCUCUUAUGUAUCAAUAGGGUUGCUAUUCCUUUUUUAUUUUUUUUAUUCCCUCUACGUGCCUUCUUUUUUCGCCAGAAUUUCUUAAUUUGGUGGAUGUUCGAGGUUCGAUUUGGUACGUUUUUUUUCGAUUUAGGGUUAGGGUUUUGUGUCUUCUAGUCAAUGGGUUUGUUGCAUGCAAAUUGGGGUGUUUAUUUUCGUACCCGCUUCAAAACUUUAUUCGGUUCUGUUGCAGUGAGCAAUGGGCACUAGCUGUUUUCGAUUUUUUCGUGAAACAAAGCAUCAAAAUUUUAACUUUUUUUUUUUUUUCUCUCUUUAGGAUUUUGAUUCGGGACGAUUUUUUCUUUUCCUUUUUUUUUGGCUUCGUAGUGCAUUGAAUUGGUGGUGCAUUUGGUCGAAUUUGCUCUCUACGAAUUGAACAAGCUGAGAUGAUGCGAUGAAGUUUAUUGCUUGGAGGGUAUUCUCAGUGUAGCACUCUCAAUUUCGAGGCGGAAUGUUCAGUCCGAGUAUGGAUUCUGCGAGGGAUGCGAGUGGUGUUGCAGGGACGGUGUUAAUUCCCAUGCGGUUUGUGUGGCCAUAUGGGGGCAGAAGUGUGUAUCUCAGUGGUUCCUUCACACGGUGGUCUGAGUUUCUACGAAUGUCGCCGGUCGAAGGUUGCCCAACUGUGUUUCAAGUUAUUCAUAGCUUGGCCCCUGGUUAUCAUCAGUACAAGUUUUUUGUUGAUGGAGAAUGGCGGCAUGACGAGCAUCAACCUUUUAUAUCUGGAGAAUAUGGAAUGGUUAACACUGUUUUACUGGCUACCGAGCCUAAUUUGGUACCUGUUUUAACUCCAGAUAUAGUUUCUGGAUCUAACAUGGAUGUGGAUAAUGAGGCUUUUCAGCGUGUGGUAAUAGUCCGGUUGACAGAUGGUGCAUUGAGUGAAGUGUUGCCGAGAAUAUCAGAUGUUGAUGUACAGACCUCCCGUCAGCGUAUUUCUGCAUUCCUGUCUAUGCGCACAGCUUAUGAAUUACUUCCCGAGUCAGGCAAGGUUGUUGCCUUGGAUGUUGAUCUGCCAGUGAAACAGGCAUUUCACAUACUGCAUGAGCAGGGAAUUCCCAUGGCUCCUCUUUGGGACUUCUGCAAGGGGCAGUUCGUUGGAGUUCUAAGUGCUUUGGAUUUUAUUUUAAUUUUAAGAGAGCUAGGGAAUCAUGGGUCCAAUCUGACUGAAGAGGAGCUUGAAACACACACCAUUUCAGCUUGGAAAGAAGGAAAAUGGACAGCAUUUCCAAGACGUUUUGUCUAUGCAGGGCCGUAUGAUAACUUGAAAGAUAUUGCAGUGAAGAUCCUGCAAAAUGAAGUUUCAACAGUUCCUAUCAUCCAUUCAUCUUCUGAAGAUGGUUCAUUUCCACAGCUACUACAUCUUGCUUCCCUUUCAGGAAUACUUAAAUGCAUUUGCAGGUAUUUUCGGCAUUGUUCUAGUUCAUUGCCUAUACUUCAACUUCCAAUUUGUGCAAUUCCUGUGGGCACAUGGGUGCCCAAAAUUGGGGAGUCAAAUCACCGGCCUCUAGCAAUGUUGAGACCAAGUGCUUCGCUUACUUCAGCCCUAAACUUAUUAAUUCAAGCUCGAGUAAGUUCAAUACCAAUAGUUGAUGAUAGUGACUCAUUGCUGGAUAUAUAUUGUCGGAGUGAUAUAACAGCUUUGGCAAAGGACAGAGCUUAUACACAUAUUAAUCUUGAUGAAAUGACUGUUCAUCAGGCAUUGCAGUUGGGUCAGGAUUCUUGUAAUACUUAUGAACUCAGAAGUCAACGAUGUCAGAUGUGUUUGCGAUCUGAUUCUCUGCAUAAAGUGAUGGAACGUUUGGCAAAUCCAGGUGUCAGACGGCUUGUUAUCGUGGAAGCUGGGAGCAAGCGCGUGGAAGGAAUCAUUUCACUGAGUGACGUAUUCAAGUUCUUCCUUGGUUAGUUUGCAUUGCCUUGGUGACUCAACAAGUUGGACAGUUAUGAUGAUCACACUUGUGCGUAGAAACAGGCAACCAUCAUCUGCCCAGGCUAUUAUAAAGAGCUUUUACACGGUCAUUUCAUCUUUAUUUCAAUUGGAUUGGCCUCUUGCUUCAUUGCCUUGUUUUAAGAUUUUAGGCUAGAGAAAAAGAGGCCUGUAAAUUGAGUCUUUGAUUGUCCCAAAUUUAUUCAUCACCCCCCCAUUCAUAUUAUCUUCAAAUAUGUUGUGCUCCUGAUAUAGAUACAACCAAAGUGGGGUGCACGUGUUCUGUAAUCGUUCCAUAUUGUGAAGAUACAAAGUUUUCGGGGAAUUUUUUUUUUAUGGGAGGACAAAUAUUUGAAAUACUAUUGUUUUGUAGA